AUGUUCGCCCCCUACACAGCUUUACUCGAGAAAAUUCACGACUUAAUGCAACAACUUAUCAACAACUUCUUCGCCAAACACCUCUCCCUUGACUCCCAAGACGCCACAAUGCUUCACCAAAAAUACUACAAGGAAUACGGCCUAGCCAUCGAAGGCCUAACCCGACACCACAGGAUCAACCCUCUCGAAUUCAACAGACAAGUCGACGACGCUCUCCCUCUCGACUCUAUCCUAAAACCGGAUCCGCAGCUCCGCUCCUUCCUGCAGGACUUCGACACGACCAAGGUGAAGCUGUGGCUGUUCACGAAUGCAUACUCCACCCACGCGAAGAGGGUGGUGAAGCUGCUGGGCGUGGAUGAUUUGUUUGAAGGCCUCACGUUCUGCGAUUACGCGGCGCUGAAGUUGGUAUGUAAACCUGACAUGGCCAUGUUUGAGAAGGCAGAGAGAGAUGCGGGCGCGACGGUGGCCGGGGGUUGUUUUUUCGUUGACGAUUCCGCUCUGAACUGCAGAAAUGCUCAAGACCGCGGUUGGGAGACGAUACAUUAUGUGGAGCCACAUAUUCUUCCACCAGAGGUGCCAGCAUCGAAGUAUCAGAUUCGACGUCUCGAGGAGCUUCGGGAUCUAUUCCCGCAGUUCUUUAAGUCGGCAAGCUCAACGAUCUAG
Molecule: messenger RNA, 663 nt
Organism: Histoplasma capsulatum G186AR
Lineage: Eukaryota; Fungi; Ascomycota; Eurotiomycetes; Onygenales; Ajellomycetaceae
Exons: 4
Coding region: 1-663 (220 amino acids)
Biological process (GO): pyrimidine nucleobase metabolic process; nucleotide catabolic process
Molecular function (GO): nucleotidase activity
Source: RefSeq, a predicted model, not a curated record